CCGAGAAAUAAUUAUCAAGCGUCAAACCCUAAAGCCCGGUAUUGCAUUCCCGACUCCUUCCCUUUCUAUAGUGUAGCGUAUCUCUGCUACCACCAGCAGCCGCAGCAGCAAUGGCAGGCGGUAAGAUAAGAAAAGAGAAGCCAUCAUCACGGGGGGCACCUUCCUCAAAUCACUACCAAGGAGGCAUAUCCUUCCACAAAUCCAAAGGACAACACAUCCUCAAGAACCCUCUACUUGUUGACUCCAUAGUCCAAAAGUCAGGCAUCAAGAGCACCGACGUUGUUCUUGAGAUUGGUCCUGGGACUGGAAAUCUCACCAAGAAACUUCUCGAAGUUGGCAAAAUGGUUGUUGCUAUUGAGCUCGACCCUCGCAUGGUUCUUGAGCUUCAACGCCGCUUUCAAGGCACCCCCUUCUCUAAUCGCUUAAAGGUGAUCCAGGGUGAUGUGCUUAAGACAGACCUUCCUUAUUUUGAUAUAUGUGUGGCAAAUAUCCCUUAUCAGAUAUCCUCACCCCUCACAUUCAAAUUACUGAAUCAUCAACCUUUCUUCAGGUGUGCCAUCAUUAUGUUUCAGAGAGAAUUUGCUAUGAGACUUGUUGCUCAGCCAGGUGAUACCUUAUACUGUCGUCUUUCUGUUAAUACCCAACUCUAUGCUAGAGUCUCCCAUCUUCUCAAAGUUGGGAAGAACAAUUUCAGGCCUCCACCCAAGGUGGAUUCCUCUGUUGUUCGAAUUGAGCCUAGGAAACCACGUCCCCAGGUGAAUCCUAAGGAAUGGGAUGGGUUCAUAAGGAUUUGUUUCAUUCGAAAGAACAAGACACUUGGUUCUAUUUUUAGGAUAAAAAAUGUCCUGUCCAUGCUUGAAAAGAACUACAAGACUCUUCAGGCGCUGCAGCAAUUGCAAGAUGGUUCCUCGGGGAGUACUAAUGCUGAGAUGGACAUUUUGGGACUGGGAGAUUCUAAGGAGGAUCACAGCAUGGAUAUGGAUGAUGGAACGGAUGAAGAAAUGGAGGUGGAGGAUGGUGAUGCAGACGGUGAGGCCUCUGAAUUCAAGCAAAAGGUUUUGGCUGGGGUGAAAGAGAGAGAUUAUUCUGAAAAGAGGGCAUCCAAACUCUCGCAAGAGGAGUUCUUACACUUGCUCUCUCAGUUCAAUAUGGCUGGCAUACACUUCUCCUGAUUGGAGUUUCAGAUGUUGCUCCUUUUCAUUUGAAGUUUAACCCAAUUUUGUUUGCUGUUUGCUUGGCUACAGAAAGGCUUAUUUAUGUUCUUUCCACUGGUUGAGUUUGAGCAUUGAUUUCAGGAUGUAAAUAGUCCUCUGUAUUAGGAGGUCAAUUUUUGUCUCACUUGCUAUGUUCCCCUUAUCUUUAUAUCCUCUUGUUGAAACACUCCUAAUUAACAAUUUCAAAAAUUUCUUUCUUUUCCGAAGCU
Molecule: messenger RNA, 1423 nt
Organism: Populus euphratica (Euphrates poplar)
Lineage: Eukaryota; Viridiplantae; Streptophyta; Magnoliopsida; Malpighiales; Salicaceae
Gene: DIM1A
Product: Ribosomal RNA adenine dimethylase family protein
Exons: 2
Coding region: 111-1172 (353 amino acids)
Biological process (GO): rRNA methylation
Cellular component (GO): nucleolus
Molecular function (GO): rRNA (adenine-N6,N6-)-dimethyltransferase activity
Source: RefSeq, a predicted model, not a curated record